ACGUCUGGGGAACGCGCGCGCCUCCGCGGGGCCAGGCCGAGCGUCACUGCUGCUGGUGGCGUCUGAGGCUGAAGGCUUGGCAAGAAGGGUUUGCGGCGGCGUAUCGGGCUGUUGGUAUCGUGGCUGCCGAGGCCACCCGCUCCUGGUCAUGAGAGAAGAAAGAGUCCUGAAGCAGAGACAUCUUAGAGAAAAACUAUUUCAGGGCCAUGCAAGCCAGCUGUAGUCAACUGCAUGAUCCUCCAGGCACCGCAAGUGAUGAUGCUCCAGCCUCCCAGUGUGUUCACCCGUCAAGAUCAACAGAAGGGUCUUCUUUUCAUACUGGAGACAUACAUAUCCAAAUAAACUCCGGACCGAAGGAGCAUCCUGAAAAUCCGAGCUCUAGAAAUACAAGGUCAGGUGCCUGUAGCUGUGCCCAUGGGUGUGCACAUACUCGCUUCCGGAGUCACUCCCACAGUGAAGCAAGGCCUCCUGAGGACUUUGCCACAGAAUCUGGAGAACAUGGAGGUGGCUCCUUCUCAGAGUUCCGCUAUCUCUUCAAGUGGCUGCAAAAAAGUCUUCCUUAUAUUUUGAUUCUGGGUAUUAAACUUGUUAUGCAGCAUAUAACAGGAAUUUCUCUUGGAAUUGGGCUGCUAACAACUUUUAUGUAUGCAAACAAAAGCAUUGUAAAUCAGGUUUUUCUAAGAGAACGGUCAUCAAAGAUUCAGUGUGCUUGGUUACUGGUGUUCCUGGCAGGUUCUUCUAUUCUUUUAUAUUACACCUUUCAUUCUGAAUCACUUUAUUACAGCUUAAUUUUCUUAAAUCCUACACUGGAUCAGUUGAGCUUUUGGGAAGUUCUUUGGAUUGUUGGAAUUACAGACUUCAUUCUAAAAUUCUUCUUCAUGGGUUUAAAAUGCCUAAUUUUAUUGGUGCCUUCUUUCAUCAUGCCUUUUAAAUCAAAGGGUUAUUGGUACAUGCUUUUAGAAGAAUUAUGUCAGUGUUACCGAAUUUUUGUCCCCAUACCAGUUUGGUUUCGGUACCUUAUAAGCUAUGGGGAGUUUGGUAAUGUAACAAGAUGGAGUCUUGGGAUAUUGCUGGCUUUACUCUACCUCAUACUAAAACUUUUGGACUUUUUUGGACACUUGAGAACUUUCAGACAGGUUUUACGAGUAUUUUUUACACGACCAAGUUAUGGAGUGCCUGCUAGCAAGAGACAGUGUUCAGAUGCGGAUGGUAUUUGUUCAAUAUGUCAAGCUGAAUUUCAGAAGCCAGUUCUUCUCAUUUGUCAGCAUAUAUUCUGUGAAGAAUGCAUUACCUUAUGGUUUAACAGAGAGAAAACUUGUCCACUGUGCAGAACUGUGAUUUCAGAUCGUAUAAACAAAUGGAAAGAUGGAGCCACUUCAUUGCACCUUCAGAUAUACUAAGUUGUACAAACUGUUAAGGCCACAAAACAUUAAUUUUAUCUGGUUAUGGUAACUAUUGAUAAAGGCAUAAUUGAUUUCCAGGAGUAGAAAAAAUGUUUCCAAAUGGUUUUAAGGUAUUAAGAGACAUGUUUGUAGUUCAAUUUCUUAAAGAUUAAGUGCAAGAGCCAUGUGUUUUUUAAGUAUAUAUUAAACUUAAAAAGUAUACAAAUUUAUCCCACUUAUUUGACAGAUAAUUGCAGUGUUAAAUUAGAAAUGUUUUUUCUUGUUAAUAAUACCAAAACAGCAAUUAGCAACUAGAACUAGCCACUUUAAAGGGGUGAAGGUACUAUUUCCUGACAUGGUUUUCAGAGUAAAGAUUUUGCCUAUUUUAAGAUACAUAGUAUCUGAAACAAUUUUCUUCAUCAGACUUUUAUAAUCCCCAUUCUAAAAAUGCUUAAAUUUUUCAUAAAAUUGUAUUUUUCAAUGAAAGUUCUAAAUGCUAUAUUUUACCUAUAACAAUAACGUUUUCUAAGUGAAGAUUUAUUGAGGAUGAUAUAUUUUAAUACUGUAUUAUGCUUUAUGACAAGCAAUCAGUGAGAAUAAAUGAUUUAGAUUCAAUCA
This is a messenger RNA of Microtus ochrogaster (prairie vole), 2000 nucleotides long. It is a transcript of the gene Rnft1, whose product is annotated as ring finger protein, transmembrane 1. NCBI's taxonomy places the organism in Eukaryota, Metazoa, Chordata, Mammalia, Rodentia, Cricetidae. The record is from RefSeq and is a predicted model, not a curated record. Gene Ontology annotation, molecular function: ubiquitin protein ligase activity. Gene Ontology annotation, biological process: positive regulation of ERAD pathway. Gene Ontology annotation, cellular component: endoplasmic reticulum.